Molecule: messenger RNA, 2230 nt
Organism: Polypterus senegalus (gray bichir)
Lineage: Eukaryota; Metazoa; Chordata; Cladistia; Polypteriformes; Polypteridae
Gene: ywhag1
Product: 3-monooxygenase/tryptophan 5-monooxygenase activation protein, gamma polypeptide 1
Exons: 2
Coding region: 147-890 (247 amino acids)
Biological process (GO): signal transduction
Cellular component (GO): cytoplasm
Molecular function (GO): protein kinase C binding
Source: RefSeq, a predicted model, not a curated record
UUAGGGGUGUCCCAUCGGCACGCGCAGACAGCGGAGAGCAGCUGCAGUAGUGGGGAGCUCGGCUUGCAUUUUACAGCAUUGCAAGUGACAUUUUCACAGUUCCUCUCAGAUUUUCAGCGAAGCUACUAGUACUAAGAGAAAUAAAAAUGGUAGAUCGCGAGCAGCUGGUGCAGAAAGCCAGGUUGGCCGAGCAAGCUGAAAGAUACGACGAUAUGGCGGCUGCCAUGAAAUCGGUGACUGAAUUGAAUGAAGCUCUUUCAAAUGAAGAAAGGAAUCUUUUGUCAGUAGCCUACAAGAAUGUAGUUGGUGCAAGGCGCUCUUCUUGGAGAGUCAUUAGCAGCAUUGAGCAGAAGACAUCUGCAGAUGGCAAUGAGAAGAAAAUUGAAAUGGUACGUGCCUAUCGUGAGAAGAUUGAAAAGGAACUGGAAGCAGUGUGCCAGGAUGUCUUGAACCUCCUAGACAACUAUUUGAUCAAGAACUGCAGUGAGACACAAUAUGAGAGCAAGGUUUUCUACUUGAAGAUGAAGGGUGACUAUUAUCGCUAUCUUGCUGAAGUGGCCACAGGAGAGAAGCGGGCAACAGUGGUGGAAUCCUCCAAGAAGGCCUAUAGUGAAGCCCAUGAUAUCAGCAGAGAGCACAUGCAGCCUACACAUCCUAUCCGACUUGGGCUAGCAUUGAAUUACUCAGUUUUCUACUAUGAGAUCCAGAACGCACCUGAUCAGGCGUGCCAUCUUGCUAAAACCGCAUUUGAUGAUGCCAUUGCAGAGCUGGAUACCCUAAAUGAGGAUUCUUAUAAGGACUCCACCCUAAUCAUGCAGCUUCUUCGUGACAACUUAACACUCUGGACAAGCGAUCAACAGGAUGAUGAUGGCGGGGACGGCAACAAUUAAGCCAGAGGACUUGGCAGCUGCAGCCAACGCUACAACCGCAAUCUUUAUUUUUCCACGAUAAAAAGGGGGGAAGACUUCCAGUAGUACCUUCUUAUUGAUUGCCUCUUCAACAUUUGCCAAAACACCACUAGUGGAAAGUCAGAGUGGCUGUUGCUGGGUUCGAAUGGCAGCCUCGCACUGGCAUAUGGACUGUUCUGUAGUACAAAAACAGGUGGAGCUGCUUAUUUAACUUAUUUAAAGUAAAUAGAUAGAAGUAAAUUAAUGAAAGAUAGAACAAAAUGUAAAACUUGAAUGUGAACACCUCAAAUAAAAAAGCUCACAAAUGAUGGUUCCAGUAAGCAUACAGGAGGGUUGAAUAGUCCACAAUUUUCUUAUAGCUUUUAAUAGUGAACUUGCAGUUUCAGUCGGGGAGGGUGAAGGUAAGGUCAUUUUCGUUCACUUAAUAGACUCCUGAAAAUGUGUGACCUAGGCACUUGGUGAACAUAAAGAAAUUUAAAAUGACUAGUUUCUGCACUCGCCCUUUUAACUGUUUCUGAUUAUUUACUGGAACCAUAUCUCUUUGGGUUAAGGCUUCUAUAAAGACAGAGUAUAAAUGUGUAAUAUGAGAAAUGAUCUUACAGCAGCUUCGAGGUAAUUUUUAUUUCAGUUUUUGUUUUGUUUUUGCUUUUAUUUUUUAAGAAAUGCACUUGCCUAUGAUUAUAUUUCUCCAGUGUAAAAAUGAUUACUGCUCCAUUACUCUCAGUGACAUCAUAUAGUGCAUGCUGGUGACGUAUUUAAAGACAAUAGCUUGGAUUUAUUAACUUAUAAUGUAGAUGUUAUGUAUUCCUGAGAAAAAAGAAAUAACUAGUCUUCAGACUGAAUUUUUUUCUUUUUUUGUUUAUUUUUAUUUAUUUUUAUUUUUUAAAUUUGCUAAAGUGCGCUAUACCAAACAGUGAUCGUUAACAAUUAAUUGAUCUGUUAUGGAUGUUGCUCUAGUGACAUGCAAUUCUAUAUUUGAUUCAUUAAAGAUAAAAGAAUAAAAAAAACACCAGUUUUAGCUUAAUCUUAAUGUCUGGUGUUUGUCAUGGUGAAAUUAUUCUAAUUAUCACGGUGUAAAUGAUUACUAUGUCGUUCUUAGAAUGAAUUUUUUUUGUUUGUGAUUUUUUUGUCAUGUUAUGCAGUGAACUAUUUAAGGUUUGAACAGUGAUUAAUUUUUCAGAAUCAGUGUUUCUGUAAGGAAUUAUUUCACACACGGACCAUUUCCUAGCCGUUCCUUCAAUGAUGGAGUAUCUUGAAUGUGUCUUUAUGUAGCGAUCGCACAAGAGCAAAAUAAACUUACAGUUCUGUUCUACUGCACCACA